Molecule: messenger RNA, 2105 nt
Organism: Mycena citricolor
Lineage: Eukaryota; Fungi; Basidiomycota; Agaricomycetes; Agaricales; Mycenaceae
Source: the annotation of a GenBank genome assembly
UUACUAGCAUGUCUCCCUCCAAUUAUCUUGUCGAGGACGCUCUGGUGGCCCUGCCAGCCAAGAUUCCAUUUGAAAAGCAGUCUCUGCCUUUGCCUGGCACCAAACGUCCCGGCCAAACUGCCCACUAUGUCAAUGCCAUGUGGGGUCUACUCGAUCCUGCUGAGCAUAGGCUGAAGACGGUGGCCGACAUCUUUAUCAGUGGGAUGUCACUCGGGAAGGACCGGCCUUUGCUCGGGCACCGACCAGUUCUUUCGAAGAAGCCGCUGACGUUUGCAAAUCGCUACGAGUGGCUCACCUACGGACAAGUCGAUGUGCGGCGCAGGAACUUGGGUAGUGGUCUGUUGCAACUAUUCAGCGACCCUGCAUCCGGAGUCGGUGGUGGAGAGCUGGAGACGGUCGGGAUUUGGUCAAUCAACCGCCCCGAAUGGCAAAUCGUUGACCUGGCUCUUAUGAGCUACAAGAAGGUCAACGUUAGUUUCAUCAACCACGCCCACCUCACCAUCAUAUUCGCGACUCUGGAUCACAUCCCGGCUUUGCUAAAGCUGGCACCGAAGACUCCGCAGUUGAAAGUCGUGGUCAGCAUGGAUGUUCUGUCUGCUGACGUGCGACAAGUCUUCGGCGAGUGGGGGCAAUCCGUCGGUGUUUCCGUUGUGGACAUGGGAGACAUCGAGGCACUUGGCUUGGCUCACCUCUCUGAACCGAUCCCCCCGUCACCGGAAGAUAUCGCGUCUAUCUGCUACACGUCGGGAACGACGAGCAUGCCCAAAGGUGCUGUGCUGACCCAUGGUCAAUUGAGCAGCUCAGUCGUGACCAAUCUGCUGGGUCUCAAUAUCCCAUCGAACACCACCAUGAUGUCUUAUCUUCCUCUGGCCCAUAUCUACGAACGUGUCAACGAGCAAAACUGUAUCGCCGUCGGUGGAAACAUUGGGUUCUUCACGGGUGAUCCCUUGCGCUUGAUCGAAGACUGCCAGAUCCUCAAGCCCGCUUUCUUCCCUGGGGUUCCGCGUGUUCUGAAUCGAGUGUAUCAAUCGGCGAUGGCUGCUGCCAACGUGCCCGGCUUCAAGGGCGACUUGUUUAGGAGAGCUAUGGCCGCGAAAUUGGAGAAGUUCCGCGCGACUGGAGACAACACGCACUUCUUCUGGGAUAAGCUUGUCUUCCGCAAGAUUCAAGCCGUACUCGGAGGAAAUAUCCUCCUCGUCACCAGUGGCUCUGCCCCAAUCAGCGGAGAUGUCGUAGACUUCUUGAAUGUGGCGUUUGGCUGCCAGAUCAUUGAAGGCUACGGGAUGACGGAGACCUGUGCCGUGGCGACAAAAACAUGGCCGGGAGACGCAUCCGCUGGAGGCUCUGUCGGUCCCCCGCAAUCAGCCAAUCUCAUCAAGCUGGUGGAUGUCCCUGCUAUGAACUACACGUCCGAAGACAAACCCAAUCCCCGGGGUGAGAUGUGUGUAAAGGGCAUCAACACUUUCUUGCGCUAUUACAAAGGUCAAUCCAAGAGAUGCGUGCUUGAAUUAGAAGCUGACGAUUCCACAGAUGAGAAGAACACUGCGAGCACCAUCGAUUCGGAAGGCUGGUUGCACACCGGGGAUGUCGCUGAAAUCGACUCUUGCGGACGCUUCAGGAUCAUCGAUAGGGUCAAGAACAUCAUGAAACUGGCUCAAGGCGAAUACGUCGCCCUCGAGAAGGUCGAAAACACGUACAGCACGGUUCCUGUAGUGGCUCAGCUCUACGUCCAUGGAGACUCGCUGCAGUCCUUCCUGAUCGGUGUGGUCGUCGCCGACCCGAUUCAGCUCGCCCCUCUUGUUUCGAGGGUCCUGGACAAGAAGGUCGCUUCUGAUGACCUGGUUGCCCUGUCCGCGGCCUGCAAGGACGAAGGGGUCGUUGCCAGCGUUUUGAAUCUCCUUUCGAAAGAAGCCAAGAAGAAUGCGCUCAAAGGAUUCGAGACUGUGAAGCGCAUCCACUUGACCUUGGACAUGUUCACGGUUGAGGAGGGGACCAUGACGCCAACGAUGAAGCUUAGACGGAAAGAUGCGUACAACAAAUUCCAGACGGAACUAGAUGCCUUAUAUGCUCUGGGAGAGCCGUCGUCCUCCAGCACAAAACUGUAG